This is a messenger RNA of Hibiscus syriacus, 1190 nucleotides long. RefSeq names its product probable protein phosphatase 2C 55. The record is from RefSeq and is a predicted model, not a curated record. Lineage: Eukaryota; Viridiplantae; Streptophyta; Magnoliopsida; Malvales; Malvaceae. The coding region runs from base 269 to 1012 and encodes 247 amino acids. The transcript is spliced from 2 exons.
CAAUAAUUCUCUGAUUAAUCCCUCUAUUGUUGAUUUUUUUUUUAUGUUUACUUAGAUGUUAAUGGUUUAACAAAGUAAGCAGCGACAGCUUGCUAAAGUUUGAGGGUUUAAGCAGUGUUCUUGAUUGAUAUGUUUUAAUCUUGAAUUCAAUCAUCUGUUAAACCGUAAUAACAAAAGAGAUUAGGGAAAGAGGCGGCUGAAUCAUGUGCUCGUCUCAUUGUUCUCGUUUCAUGGUUUCAGAGUGGGUAUUCGAGAGGGGGGCUUGAGGAUGAUGAGUGGAUCGUCUUAUAUAGCCAAAGAUAGUGAUUUGGGGUCUCAGGGAGAGGACAGCCACUUUAUCUGUGAAGAGAUGCAUACGAUCGGAGUGGCGGAUGGCGUUGGCGGUUGGCAAAUGCGAGGCAUCGACGCCGGAAUAUACGCGAGGCAACUCAUGAACAAUUCUCUUCUCGCUACCCUCACUCAGGCUCAUCCACACAAUCAGAUCGACCCCAUGAAGGUCUUGGAUGAGGCCUUUGCGAAGACGCAAGCCGCAGGGUCUUCCACGGCUUGCAUCAUAACUCUCCACGAGGACAACAUGUUGCAUGCUGUGAACAUGGGAGAUAGCGGGUUCAUGGUGAUCAGACAAGGUGCAGCCAUAUACAGAUCUCCAAUUCAACUACACUCUUUCAAUUUCCCAUAUCAGUUGGGAAACGGUGCGAAUUAUGGUAAACCCCUUCAGGCACAGGUGAUGAAGGUUGCAGUAGAAGCAGGGGAUGUUAUCGUAGCCGGAACAGAUGGACUGUUUGACAACUUAACCGAAAAUCAAAUAUCGGAGACUGCGGUAACAGGGAUCGAACGAGGCUUACAUCCAGAGGACGUUGCUUGGCAAGUGGCUCAACGAGCUUACGACGUUUCCAUGGAUAAAAAGGCCAUGACUCCGUUUACGCAGGAUUCUAAGAUGGCUGGAAAAUGGUAUAUUGGUGGGAAAAGAGAUGAUAUUACAGUCAUUGUUUCAUGCCUUCUGCAUGCAUAAUCAACUGUGAAGAUGUGAGAUAUUUGACAUUUGAAACUCCUAGGAAUUAAGCAUUUAGUGUAGAAUUUUAGAGGCUCCAUUUAACAUUGGAUUCAUUUCUUAGUAUAUUCUUUCAUGGGAUGGAUAGAUUAACAUGUUUAUAGAGAGAAUUUUCAAUCUUUAAAUGUUAAAGCCAACA